This is a messenger RNA of Aedes aegypti (yellow fever mosquito), 450 nucleotides long. Its product is annotated as putative protein TPRXL. The coding region runs from base 1 to 450 and encodes 149 amino acids. The record is from RefSeq and is a predicted model, not a curated record. Lineage: Eukaryota; Metazoa; Arthropoda; Insecta; Diptera; Culicidae. The transcript is spliced from 4 exons.
AUGUUUGCGAUGUUCUAUCUUGCCUUGCAUGAGCUCAACAUGUCCAAGUUCCCAAAUCCUUCAAGUCCAAGUCCUUCAUUCCAGAGUCCUCCAAGUCCUUCAAGUCUUUCAAGUCCAAAGUCCUCCAAGUCCUUCAAGUCCAAAUUUUCCAAGUUCAAGUCCUCCAAGUCCAAGUCCUCCAAUUUCAAGUCCUCUAAGUCCAAGUUCUCGAAGUCGAAGUCCUCCAAUUCCAAGUUUUCCAAGUCCAAUUCCUUCAAAUCCAAGUCAUCCAAGUCCAUGUUCUUCAAUCCUCCAAGCCCAAGUCCUUCAAGUCCAUGUCCUCCCAGUUCAAGUUCUCCAAGUCCAAGCCCUCCAAAUCCAUGUUCUCCAAUUCCAAGUUCUCCAAGUCGAAGUCCUCCAAUUCCAAGUUUUCCAAUUUCAAGUCCUCCAAGUCCAAGUUCUCCAAGUUGA